Phragmites australis (common reed) is the source of this 1209-nucleotide messenger RNA. RefSeq lists its product as uncharacterized. The record is from RefSeq and is a predicted model, not a curated record. Bases 128 to 1060 code for a protein of 310 amino acids. NCBI's taxonomy places the organism in Eukaryota, Viridiplantae, Streptophyta, Magnoliopsida, Poales, Poaceae. The transcript has 5 exons.
GCAACGCCUCAAAAGCCCAAAUUUGGUCCUGCUCCCACUACGCGGAAGCGGUCGGAGACAAGAGAAGGGGAUUGGAUAGAGCGUGCGCAGGCAAGGAGACCACGAACUCGACGAUAAGCUCUCCGCCAUGAGGAACCCGCCGGGCAGGCACCUCCUCCGCCUCACCAGCCGUGCCGUGCGCUCCUCCUCCUCCUCGUCGGCGCUCGGCGGCGGCGGCGCUUCCACCUCCGCCGCGUCCCCGCGCCCGCGCACAGUCGCCGGGGGACGGCCCCUGCGCGCCAGCUCGCCGCCCCCGCCCUCCGCGGUUGCCGCCGCCGCGUACUGGGAUUCCCGCUCGCUCCGCCGCGACGGGGAGGAGGACUGGGAGGAGGUCGUCGCCCCUGGUCCCGGAGAGGCGGCGGAGGAUGAGGAGGACGAAGAGUACAGGGUGGUGUUCUGGUCCCCACCCACCAUAGACGAGGUCACCGGCGCAGUCACCAGCAUCCAGCAGGUAUUUGAGAAUCCUUUUGGCUUGGAUUCAGAUAUAACCGACAGACAAAUAGCAUUACUGUCCACCUCAGGACAUUCAUCUGGCGAUUCAUCAGGAUCAGAUGACUGGAUUGAACCUGCUGCGUAUGUUCUCAACUCAACUGCUCUUCUUUCAAGGGAACAUAGGAAUGUUUUGGAUGCUUUCCGUAUAUUGCAGAAGGAUCCUGCUGUUCAGAAAAUGGUUAUGUCCUUGUCAUGUGAUAAGGCUGUAUGGGAUGCUGUCAUGAAUAAUGAGUCAGUUCAAGAUUUCAGGAGAUCCUUACAUGAUGGGAAAGAAAAUGAUAAUAAGGGAAACAGUGAUGGUCCUGCUGAAGUGCUUAAGUGGAUCCUGGACUGUGCCCAGGCGAAAAUAGUGGAAUUCCUUGAGAAUGUAAUGAAGAUUGUCAACAUGCUGAUCCGCCCCCACGGUGAUGAGAAGACUGAUAUGUACAGUGAUGCGGUGAAGGCAUCCUUCAUGCUCACGGUGUUCGUCUUCAUCGUGGUGGCCAUUGCUCGUAUCAAUUCUGAACAUUGGGAUUUCUAUGUGUGGUGAUGCAAAGAUUCUGCAAGCCGUUUGUGUAUUGUUUGUAGGAGAACAUAUCAAAGCUUCAUAAUCACAUCCACACGAAAUUUAUACAUUUAUUCUUGGGCUGUACCAUUUCACCCUGGCAGAUCAUGCAAGGGAACGGUUGUUUUAGGUCC